GAGCGGCUCACCUCCAGGCCGCCAGGGGUCGCUGUUUCCCCGCUGCAGUUUGUUUGUGUUGUGAGCCAGUUUGGAAGAUGGCGGAUCCAGAGGAGGCUGAAGCUAAGCCUACUUGCUCUUUCAUCUUUAAAAAGUCUACAAAGAAAUUCGCCGGCCGAAAAAGGAAAGCUAGCAACAGCGAUAAAGAUGGCAGCAGCGAGGAGGAAAGAAACAACGUUGUGCGAAGAGAAAAGAAAGACGCCAAAGUCAAUCCCAUGGUUCAGCGAUCCAAGAAGGUCGAGAAGGAAGCCGUUUCCUCCAGCGAGGAUGAGGAGACGAAGGAGAAGAAGAUAACCGUGGCGUACAAGUCCACUCGCUCAGCAAAACCCGAGGGCCCAGACGACAUGGGAGCCACGGCGAUCUACGAGCUGGACACGGAGAAAGACAAGGACCACCAGGCCAUCUUCGAACGCAGUCAGAAAGUGCAGGAGGAGCUGACCGGUAAAGAGGACGAUAAGAUCUACCGCGGCAUCAACAACUACACCAAGUACAUAAAGCCCAAGGACACCACCAUGGGCAACGCCUCCUCCGGCAUGGUCAGGAAGGGACCAAUCAGAGCUCCAGAGCACCUGAGAGCGACGGUGCGAUGGGACUACCAGCCGGACAUCUGCAAGGACUACAAGGAGACCGGCUUCUGUGGAUUCGGCGACAGCUGCAAGUUCCUCCACGAUCGAUCGGACUACAAACACGGCUGGCAGAUCGAGAGGGAGAUGGAGGAGGGUCGCUACGGGGCCAACGACGAGGAGAACUACGAGGUGAGCAGCGACGAAGAGGACCUUCCCUUUAAGUGCUUCAUCUGCCGGGGCUCCUUCAAGAACCCCAUCAUCACCAAGUGCCGGCACUACUUCUGUGAGACCUGCGCCCUGCAGCAUUACCGCAAGUCGCAGCGCUGCUACGUGUGCAACACCCAGACCAACGGCGUCUUCAACCCCGCUAAAGAGUUGAUGGCGAAGAUCCAGAAACAGCAGGCCUUACUGGACCAGCCGCCGUCCGAGGAGGACGACUAGCCCCUGCUCCCACGUCCCCAACCCGUCCGUGUUCCGUCUGUACCCGUCUGUAUGUCUGUACCCGUCUGUCCUCUUGACUGUUUUUGAAUAAAGUGAUAUUUUUUCCAUUACCAACUGCCUUGUUUACUGAACCGAAGGAUUGAAUGGAACCGUUUUCAG
This is a messenger RNA of Gadus chalcogrammus (walleye pollock), 1205 nucleotides long. RefSeq names its product ring finger protein 113A (gene rnf113a). Gene Ontology annotation, biological process: snoRNA splicing. The record is from RefSeq and is a predicted model, not a curated record. Gene Ontology annotation, cellular component: U2-type spliceosomal complex. The coding region runs from base 78 to 1046 and encodes 322 amino acids. Gene Ontology annotation, molecular function: metal ion binding. NCBI's taxonomy places the organism in Eukaryota, Metazoa, Chordata, Actinopteri, Gadiformes, Gadidae. The transcript has 10 exons.